Molecule: messenger RNA, 2508 nt
Organism: Marchantia polymorpha subsp. ruderalis
Lineage: Eukaryota; Viridiplantae; Streptophyta; Marchantiopsida; Marchantiales; Marchantiaceae
Source: the annotation of a GenBank genome assembly
GACGAGGCGCCCCGGCCUUCACUUGUCGAUGCGAGUCAACGUUCAUCACUCGAAAGAAAUGCAGUCCACACUCCUUCUCCAUCUAGUGCUCAAUGUGCCCAAUGUAUGUCCGGACGCAUCAAAUUGCAGUGUUGGAUGGACGAGAACACUUCGUCGAAAAGGACCGACAGCGCUCAUGAGGAUUUUCCUGCAUCUUUCUUGACGAAUCGUCGUGCAGCUGACGCCUGCUCGAGGUGGCGGAAAGAAACGGUCUGGUAAUGGGGAAGAAGAGCAGGGCAGAUGCUGUCCGAUUGGAGAAAGAGGCCGAGCGCCGAAUCGCAGGAGAAGACUGUCGACAUUUUCUGAGCGACCGCUUUCCUGGUCGGAACGAGCAAAUUGAUAAUCUGCUCUGCAUUCUCGGAGAGCCAUGCGACGCCUUUCCACCGCUCCUAGUUUACGGCAGCCCAGCCACUGGGAAGACGAGCAUACUCCGAGAGUCGCUCUCGUUCCUUGGGAGGCCACAUGCUUACGUCUCGUGUCGCUCUUGUCACUGCCCGAGGCUUGUUUUCGAGUCCAUACUGAAUCAGCUAGUCGGUCAUGUUCGUUCCAGAGCCAACAACUAUGCGAGUGCUCGUAGGUGCGAGAAAUUGACAGAUUUCGUGACGUACUUGGUCGAAUUUUGUGGUCGGAAGGAGCUGGUUAGUACGAAUUGCGGAAAUUUGAAUAAGACGGUUUAUUUGAUUUUCGACAACGUGGAGCUGAUUCGUGGGUGGUCCGGCGGUAAUGUGCUCAUCUCAUCCUUGCUGAAACUCGCAGACUUAACACGUCUACCCAAUUUGGGUCUAAUUUUUGUGAGCAGCGCCGGCCCAGAUACGUUGCAGCUCGGCUCCGCGUCACGGGAACCUCUUCCGCUUCAUUUCAAAGAUUAUAGUAACGAGGAGCUGUACCAAAUUCUGACUAAGCGUCAGCCACACUCCGAGCUCUAUUCAUUCUUUCUCAAGUCUUCAUUGGCCCCCUUCAGUCGAGCAAGCAGAAAAGUGACUGAGCUAGCUGAAAGCCUCCAUCCUCUAUUCUUGAAAUACUGUGAGCCGUUUCUAAAUGGCAAAGUGAUUUUGAACGAUCAAGGGAAGCGCGAGCUUUACAAGUACAUGGAACAAUACAUUCAACCAGCGAUGGGUCAGUCGUUCUCAAUUGCAGAUCCUGACAAGGGCGUGAAUACAAAGCAAGAAUGGAAAUCUAUGAUCUACAGCAGGCCGUUGGCUAAAACUGGAUUGGGAUUCCAUUUGUCCCUCUGCAGCAGAUAUCUGCUGCUUGCAAUUUACAUUGCAUCAAGAAAUCCGUCCACCUUAGACGAUGCUCUCUUUGGCUCAGGAGAGGGUGCGAAGACGAAGCGCAAGAGGAGGUCAUCAAUGUCAGCCAUGGACAGGGACGCAGCCAUGAUGCAGGAGAAGCAGCUAAAAGGUCCCAGUGUUUGUCCUCUGGAAAGACUACUGGCAAUAUUUCAGUGCCUUGCCGUGGAUAGAAACGUCUCUUGCGAAAAGUUGACCGACUUUAAGCUUGAUUCUUCUGGAGAAGAUUGUCGACAGUUGAAGGACGUGACCUCGAACGUGCAAAUGGAGCUGGUUACACUCACCAGUGUGAAUCUAGUACUCAAAAGCUCAUCUAGCCCCCUGGAAGGACUACCAAGAUUUCGAGCUAAUGUAGACACGGACUUUAUUCACGAGGUUGCGAGAAGCAUUUGCUUUCCACUGGACAAGUAUUUGCUUAAUGCGUGAGAGAAGAGAAAUCAUCGAUUCGGGGUGACCCCGACAAAUUCUUAUCCUCUUCCUUGUGCUCCAAAGGAUGGACACCUUUGGCUCGCACUUGAGAUCUCAACCCCCGCAUUGUCAUUGAGAAUCUUGUCAGGAAAGCAGUCAAGACAACAGUGAAAAACAUAUGUAUCGUCUGUCUAUUCUCACCUCAUUUUAAUUGGGUAGUCAAAUCGUAAGGACUAAUUGGCUUUAAAACCAGAUGUCACGUUUACUACACCCUCCCUGAUAUGAAUGCAAUCUAUAAGAACUUCCCAUAUGACGAUUUGGCCAGGUUCUUCACUGUUUCCAAAUCGCAUCACAUACCGGUGUAAUAUAGAAAUUGAGGUCGGGAAGUAGCAACUACUUUUUCUUCCCGCAUAUCUCGUGGGAACCAGUAUAUACUUCAUUGGGAAACAGGAGACACUGAAAGGAACAAUUGAUUAUCGAAAGUAUGUUUGUGAGAAGAGUUGAUGUUCUCUUCAGACUGAACGUACUUUCAAGUUGUGUGUCGUUGAGUUUUCGUUACGAUUUUCUUCCAAUCAAACCAGACACCACCAUCAAUGUUAUCAUCAAUGGAGUCAUAAGGUAGAUGUCGGAGCUCUGGAUGAUUGUAUAGCAGGUCACAGUUAGAUUAUCCUAGCUGUAUAUACUAUUUAGAAGCGCUUUGAGAACUAGUACACUAUGUCAAUUUCACAUUAUGCUUGGAAAAGUUCUCUAAGCGACCAACUACAUAAUUGGU